CCGGGUAGGGUAAUGCCCUCAGUAAUGGAGAAGCCCACUGCGGGCUCAGGGAUCUUGUCCCGAAGUCGGGCCAAGACGGCACCCAACGGCGGACAGCCGCACUCGGAGGAUGACAGCAGCGAGGAGGAGCACUCUCAUGACAGCAUGAUCCGAGUUGGAACCAAUUACCAAGCAGUAAUUCCGGAGUGCAAGCCUGAGAGCCCGGCACGCUAUAGCAACAAGGAGCUGAAGGGGAUGCUGGUGUGGUCACCCAAUCACUGUGUAUCAGAUGCCAAACUUGACAAGUACAUUGCAAUGGCCAAGGAGAAGCAUGGCUACAACAUUGAGCAGGCACUCGGCAUGCUUCUGUGGCAUAAACAUGACGUGGAGAAGUCGCUGGCUGACCUGGCCAACUUCACUCCCUUUCCUGAUGAGUGGACGGUGGAGGACAAGGUGCUGUUUGAACAGGCCUUUGGGUUCCAUGGCAAGUGCUUCCAGCGGAUCCAGCAGAUGCUACCUGACAAGCUGAUUCCCAGCCUGGUGAAGUAUUACUACUCUUGGAAGAAGACCCGGAGUCGAACUAGUGUGAUGGACAGGCAGGCCAGGCGGCUGGGUGGCCGCAAGGACAAAGAAGACAGUGAUGAGCUAGAAGAGGGACGCGGAGCCGUGAGUGAGGGAGAACCGGAUCCUGGAGACCCCAAGAGAGAGCCUCUGCCAUCCAGACCUCUGAAUGCACGGCCCGGUCCUGGGAAGAAGGAGGUCCAGGUAUCUCAGUACCGCCACCACCCACUUCGAACUCGGAGACGUCCGCCCAAGGGCAUGUACCUGAGUCCCGAAGGCCUCACCGCAGUGUCCGGAAGUCCAGACCUCGCUAACCUCACGCUCCGAGGUCUUGACUCACAGCUCAUCUCUCUUAAGCGCCAGGUUCAGAGCAUGAAGCAAACCAAUAGCAGCCUCCGCCAAGCCCUGGAGGGUGGCAUCGACCCGCUCCGUCCCCCUGAGGCCAAUACCAAGUUCAACUCCCGCUGGACAACAGAUGAGCAGCUUCUGGCUGUCCAAGCUAUUCGUAGAUAUGGCAAAGACUUUGGGGCAAUUGCAGAGGUGAUUGGGAACAAGACCCUGACCCAAGUGAAGACCUUCUUUGUGAGCUACCGUCGCCGCUUCAACCUGGAAGAGGUGCUACAGGAAUGGGAGGCUGAGCAGGAUGGGGCCCCCGCAGCUCCGGUCCCCAUGGAGGAGGCCAGGCGAGGGCCUCCUGGACCAGCCACAGCCCUGGAAGAAGAUGAUGAGGUCCAGAUUACAUCUGUCUCAACAUCAGUGCCCCGACCAGUGCCCCCUGCACCGCCCCCACCUCCACCACCCACCUCGCUUUCCCAGCCGCCGCCGCUCCUGAGGCCACCUCUGCCCACAGCUCCCACACUGCUCCGCCAGCCACCCCCCCUGCAGCAGGGCCGUUUCCUGCAGCCCCGGCUGGCCCCCAACCAGCCCCCACCACCUCUCAUCCGCCCUGCCCUGGCUGCCUCUCGCCACAGUGCCCGCCCUGGUCCUCAGCCUCCACCUACUCUGGUUGGAGCCCCUUUGGAGCCCCCUGCACCCUCACUUUGAGCCCCGAAUCCUCCAUUGCCCAGAGGCUCCUGAGCCCCUUGGCUGGGUAUCUCUGGCAGCACUAAGGACAGAAGGGACCAGGGAUCUUG
Molecule: messenger RNA, 1673 nt
Organism: Apodemus sylvaticus (European woodmouse)
Lineage: Eukaryota; Metazoa; Chordata; Mammalia; Rodentia; Muridae
Gene: Rcor2
Product: REST corepressor 2
Exons: 12
Coding region: 13-1584 (523 amino acids)
Biological process (GO): regulation of transcription by RNA polymerase II; negative regulation of DNA-templated transcription
Cellular component (GO): transcription regulator complex; histone deacetylase complex
Molecular function (GO): transcription corepressor activity
Source: RefSeq, a predicted model, not a curated record